UUCCACAGAACAUGAAAGGAAUGUGCUUGACAAUCUAUUGCCCCGCACAACCUUGAAGAAGCUUGAGAUCAGUAACUUUGGAGGCACAAAAUUUCCAAGUUGGUUAGGCGAUGAGUCAUUCUACAAUAUAGUCUGUGUUAGACUUUAUAACUGCAAAUAUUGCCUGAAUUUGCCCCCACUUGGUCAAUUGCCGUCCCUCAAAGAACUUUAUAUUGAAGGAUUUGAGGCAAUAGUAAGGGUGGGUCCUGAGUUUUGUGGGAGUAGCUCAUCAAGUGCAAAGCCUUUUGCAUCGUUGGAAAGCCUGAGGAUCAAUGAUAUGUCAAACUGGGAGGAAUGGUUAAUGCCAGAUGAAGCUUUCCCAAAGCUUAAAUCGCUUUCUAUAUGUCGUUGCAAGAAGCUUACUGGAGACUUGCCUCACCUCCUUCCAUAUUUGACAGAGUUUUCCAUCUGGGCAUGUCCAGAACUUGCUUCUUCCCUCCCAAUGAUGCCAAUCGUCAACAAUGUAGACCUUGUAAACUGUGAGAAGAUUACUGGAUAUGAUGUUGUAGAAUCAUUUGUGUGUCUUGAACAUCUUGAAAUCUGCAAGUCUCUUGAGUCAACAACUUGUAGGUCCCUUCCUGCUGGCUUGAAAUGGCUUGAGUUCUGGAAUUGCCAGAAUUUAGAGAUUCCUCUGCUCAACUCAUAUGACUGCCCCAAUCUGACUGACAUUUGGAUUUGGAAUUGCGAAAAGAGGAAGGGCUGGUGCCUAGCACUAUCACAGAGCUUCAAAUCCGGGAUCUUGAAUGGCUUAAAACACUGGACA
Messenger RNA from Morus notabilis, 802 nucleotides. RefSeq names its product putative disease resistance RPP13-like protein 1. The transcript has 2 exons. The annotation marks the transcript as partial. The record is from RefSeq and is a predicted model, not a curated record. Lineage: Eukaryota; Viridiplantae; Streptophyta; Magnoliopsida; Rosales; Moraceae.